UUAAGUUAAAUUAUGAGAUCUCAUCGUAAAAAGAUCAAAGUCAAAAAUAACACUUAUGAGCAUUAGAAUUAAUUGUCAAUUAGACAAAAAUAAACAUCAAUAAAUCUAAAAAUACCAGAGCAGAGUUUAAAGAAAGUAAGAUUUAGACUUUAAAUGAGCCCCCCCCCCUCAGGCAGUCUCCUCCCUGAUUGGCUACGUGCAGCGAGUGAAGCACGUGGACUCCGUGUGUGUUUUGUGGCCACGAGAGAAAAAUGUGCAGCAAGUUUAGGAGAGAGGAGCACGAGACCAGAGCGGCCGGAUCAAAGACCAGACCGCCGCCAUGAGUGACAGACAGUAAAGUGCUCUGAGCCCACCAUGCCCAUCGACAUGGCUCUGCCUAUGUUCCUGUCCAAGGAGGAGUUUGUCUACAGGACGUCUCCUAAAACAUGUAAACCUGCUCUGAACUCCUGCCUGAGGUUCCAACGCUCCCGCUGUGUGGAGCAGACCGACCCCGAGGACGGACGGGCCUCCAGGAGGGACUCGAAGAAAGUCAAGAAGCAGGUGACGUUUGCCGACCACCGAGGUUUGUCUUUGACCAAAGUGAAGAUGUUCUCUCAGUUCGACGACCCCAUCGAGAUCCCUCUGAACAUCCAGGAGAUGCUCAGCUCCGCUCUGUCUCUGACGGCCGAGGAGGACCGACUGGUGCUGGACUUCACUCAGCCCUCCUCGGACUACCUGCACUUCCGUCAGAGUCUGGAGAGGAACUUUGUGUGUCUGGAGCACUGCGUGUUGAAGGAGAAAGCUCUGGCGGGAACCGUCAAAGUCAAGAACGUGUCCUUUGAGAAGUCCGUGAAGCUGCGGGUGACGUUCGACGGCUGGAAGAGCCACAGCGACGUGGACUGUGAGUACCUGAAGGACUCGUAUCCCAGCUCCUACAGCGACACCUUCUCCUUCAGCGCCUCCCUGCCGGAUCAGCUGGAGUCUCACCAGCGGGUGGAGUUCGCCGUCUGUUACGAGGUCGGCGGACGGGAGUACUGGGACAGCAACCAGGGCGGCAACUACCGCAUCGUCUGGUCCUCCUCCAGAUGGAGCCGGCCCGACGCCUGCAGCCGCCACAGGGACUCCUUUGACUUUGGGAUUCACUUUGACCGGUACGGCAGCCCCAUCUGCUCACACGGGAUCCUCCCUGAUUGGCCGAGUUACGCCAGGUACGAGAACACGGGCCCGUACUACUGAACAGGAAGCGCCAACGUUCCAGGUGUUUGAAUCACAAGAGCUUCUUCACACACUUUGAAAAAGUUUGCUCAAUGCAAAAUGUGGAUGAGCCAUAGGAUCAUUUUCUCUGUGUAAAGGGUUACCUGGGUUACCUGGGUUACCUGGGUUACCUUUACGGGUAAAUGCCACGUCUUCCUCCACCUGCAGCAAAGUGUUUUCAUCAUCGAUUCGUCUUCUGAUUAUUGUUCUUGGUCUAUUGAACAUCAUUAGAGUCAUUAAGUCUUCAGGAGUAUUUUUCUGAUCCAGAGGUUCAGUUCUUUGUUUUAAGAAACAACUCAAACCAUGAAUUGAUUACUAAAGUUAAUAUUCAGUCUUUGAACGCCUCACGGUCUCCAGCAGAGCUUCAGUUUCUCAACAUCGCUCAGCUGAAGUUUAUCUAUGAAGCAACGCUUUUCCACACAGUUACAACAUCUGCUAAAACAAAGUCUGUCGGCCGGGUUGGAAUCAAAUGUGAUAUCCACGUUAAUUAUUAUUUUAAUAAUCGAGCUGGUUUUAACGAUCGUUUGAUGUGGAGGUAACAUGUUAUUGAUAUGAAUGAAUUAUUAUAAAUGUUUCACUGCAGCGCCUCAACUUGAACCUUUUAUGUGUGUUUGAACACCAGAGAAAUCACUUUAGUUAUUAAUCUGUAUGCACAUGUUCACAUCAGUGUUUAGGGGAUCUAAUGUCUGAAUGAGUCAAUAAAGUCAAACAUUUUAAGUUCUUGUUUUAAAGUUAUUAAAUGUUGAUUCAAAAAAGAUAAAAUAUUUUUAAGAAUUUUGGCUUACAAUGAGACUGAAUUUAAAAAAAAGAUGAAUCAAUGAUUUUAAAAAAGAUAUCAGUUGAUAUUACAAAUAUUUAUGCUGUGAUGUCAGAAAAGUAAAGGUUUUAAAACCUGAUAUUAAGGUUUGCUAACCCCCAGUGUCUGAUAGAACACUGACCUGCUCCUGAACGCUGUAGUAUUUAAUAAGUGCAAUAAAAACAAUUCUAUCAGAUGUGAUCAAAGAACUCGCCCACUGAUAAAUCCUGAUUGGUGCACAGAACUGUUUGAGUCCCGCCCACUUUCUCU
Molecule: messenger RNA, 2299 nt
Organism: Anoplopoma fimbria (sablefish)
Lineage: Eukaryota; Metazoa; Chordata; Actinopteri; Perciformes; Anoplopomatidae
Gene: ppp1r3b
Product: protein phosphatase 1, regulatory subunit 3B
Exons: 2
Coding region: 355-1215 (286 amino acids)
Biological process (GO): regulation of glycogen biosynthetic process
Cellular component (GO): protein phosphatase type 1 complex
Molecular function (GO): protein phosphatase 1 binding; glycogen binding
Source: RefSeq, a predicted model, not a curated record